Molecule: messenger RNA, 2607 nt
Organism: Cyprinodon variegatus (sheepshead minnow)
Lineage: Eukaryota; Metazoa; Chordata; Actinopteri; Cyprinodontiformes; Cyprinodontidae
Gene: pfkfb2b
Product: 6-phosphofructo-2-kinase/fructose-2,6-bisphosphatase 2-like
Exons: 17
Coding region: 221-1897 (558 amino acids)
Biological process (GO): fructose metabolic process; fructose 2,6-bisphosphate metabolic process
Cellular component (GO): cytosol
Molecular function (GO): fructose-2,6-bisphosphate 2-phosphatase activity; 6-phosphofructo-2-kinase activity; ATP binding
Source: RefSeq, a predicted model, not a curated record
GCGCUGAGGACACGAAGGACACAGGCUGACCGAGCAGACCGGCUCCUCCGACCGCAGCGGUCGCUGCAGACUGUCGGUCCUGCUGAUCCGGGGAUUCAUCCGCAUUUAAUCCUUCAGAGGCGGCGCUAAAGAACCAAAGAUUCCCUAAGCGGUCAGGUAAAAUUAAAGCAAUCCAUAUUGUGCUGAAGGAGAUGCGACUUUUCUACAUUAUUUCCUAAAUAUGCCCACAUUUCCGACAUCAGAGGUCCUAUCGUAUACUUGUGAUGAAAAAGACCAAGCAGACAUGUCCAGCAACCAAAGAGAAAUUGGAGGUUCAACAAACUCCAAUGAGACAAAGAAAAUGGACCCGAGAUGGAAUGAGAAGAAAUGCUCAUGGGCCUCCUAUAUGACAAACUCUCCAACUAUGAUUGUGAUGAUCGGCCUGCCUGCAAGAGGAAAGACCUACAUGUCAAAGAAACUCACACGUUAUCUUAACUGGAUUGGAGUCCCGACCAAAGUGUUUAACUUGGGUGUGUAUCGCAGGGAGGCAGUCAGAGCCUAUAAAUCCUAUGAUUUCUUCCGCCACGACAAUGAGGAAGCCAUGAAAAUUAGAAAGCAGUGUGCUCUGGUGGCUCUGCAGGACGUGAGGGUCUACCUAACAGAGGAGUGGGGUCAGAUUGCAGUUUUUGACGCAACAAACACGACGAGGGAAAGGCGGGAUCUUAUUCAAGAUUUUGUGAAGGAAAAUGGCUUCAAGGUGUUCUUUGUGGAGUCGGUGUGUGACGACCCAGACGUUAUUGCUGCCAAUAUUCUGGAAGUUAAAGUCUCCAGUCCAGACUACCCUGAGAAACACAGAGAGAGGGUAAUGGAGGAUUUCCUGAAACGGAUAGAGUGCUACAAGGUCACCUAUCAACCAUUAGAUCCAGACCAAUAUGACAAGGACCUCUCCUUUAUCAAGGUUAUAAAUGUGGGCCAACGUUUCCUGGUGAACCGAGUGCAGGACUACAUCCAAAGCAAGAUAGUAUAUUACCUCAUGAACAUCCACGUGCACUCACACUCCAUUUACCUGUGUCGACACGGAGAGAGCAACCACAACAUGGAAGGACGCAUCGGAGGAGACUCUGAGCUUUCUCCGAGAGGAAAACAGUUUGCCCACGCCCUGCGAGAUUUCAUUGAUGAGCACAAACUGUCGGACUUGAAGGUGUGGACAAGCCAGCUGAGGAGGACCAUCCAGACCGCAGAAGAGCUGGGUGUGCCGUACGAGCAGUGGAAAAUCCUCAACGAGAUCGAUGCGGGGGUGUGCGAGGAGAUGACUUACCAAAUGAUCCAGGAGACUUUUCCAGAGGAGUUUGCUUUGAGAGACCAGGAUAAAUACCAUUACCGCUACCCAGGAGGAGAGUCCUACCAAGAUCUUGUGCAGCGUCUUGAACCAGUUAUCAUGGAGUUAGAGAGACAAGGCAAUGUGCUGGUAAUCUGCCACCAGGCGGUGAUGCGUUGUCUUUUGGCUUACUUCCUGGACAAGGGUGCAGAUGAUCUGCCGUACAUGAAAUGUCCCCUCCACACAGUGCUUAAGCUAACUCCAGUUGCAUAUGGUUGUAAAGUGGAGAUGUUUUACCUAAAUGUGGAGGCGGUAAACACACACCGAGACCGGCCACUUGGUAAAAAUCCAAGGGAGUCUGCUCUCAUACAUCGGAGGAAUAGUUACACUCCCUUGUCAAGUCACGACCAGGUCAAGCGGCCCAGGCUCUACAGCGCUGGCAACCAGCCAUGGCUACCGCUCGCCCCUACCCCAUCGGCUCUGAUGCCGGAGAGUCUGCAAAGCCAAACUCGGACAGGAGGCAGUUGUUUGAGUCCCUGUGUGAAGGAUUCGACUUUGACAGCAGCGAAGAAUCUAGUGGCUGCGUCCGUUUCUGACUGAAGGUUGGAUCCUCUUCCGCUUUUCUUCACAGCUUAUCAGCUUUUUCAUGAGCCAAACAAUAGAAAAUCUUAUUCCUUUUUUGAUUUUUUAUCAUAUUCUAGAUAACCAUAGGAUUACAGGGAGCAGGACAAUUCCCUUCUGAGAUAUAAACAUGAUAAUGCAAAAUAAUAUGUUGCUGUUUAUCUCAAGCACUCUGUCUUUUCUCUGCAUGUUGAGGUUUUAGUCUAGAAACUCUUAUCACUGACUUCAUAUACAGUAUUGCAUGUGCACCAGAAGUUAUUAGUCACCCAAACAUGCAGUACUUUGGAGCUUUGGUGCCAUUUUUAUUUCUUAAAUACAGCAAUGCCUUAGUAAAUUUCAAAUAUAUAUUCCUAGAAAUUACAUUUUCAUCUAUCACAGAAUGUAAUCAAUAUUAUGUUUUCAUUAUAGUACAAAAAUGGGUGAUAUAGAAAUAUUUUUACAAUGAAGAUAUAUGUAUAUGCUCUGGAAACCUGUAAUAAUGAUUCUUAUCGGAUGAGGAUAUUUUAUGUCUGAAGUGGAAAGAAUGUGGCUAAAAUGAAUAAAGGUAUUUUUAUUUGUUUCUGCACUUUUAAAGCCUUUUUAUUUGUUCAAAGAUGUAAAAGAAAAACGUCUGGAUACAUCAUUUAGUCAUGGGAGUGUGGCCAGCAUACAGCGCAAAGCACCACCAACUCUGGUAAACUGUAUUUGUA